This is a messenger RNA of Thlaspi arvense, 300 nucleotides long. Lineage: Eukaryota; Viridiplantae; Streptophyta; Magnoliopsida; Brassicales; Brassicaceae. The record is from the annotation of a GenBank genome assembly.
AUGCGUCUUACCAUAGCCGCCACAGCCGAAGAAGACAAGCCUAAAUCACCCACCGACACCAACAGUGUCUCCGAAUCCGAAUCGGAACCCAAAACCGCCUCCGGUGGCGACGAAGAAGCUACAGCGCUGGGGGCGGAGAUAAGGAAGGCGAUGAGAGAGAAAGAGAAGGGAGAAGGAAAGGGGUUCUUGGAAGGAGUGGCGGAGGAGGUGAGAGAAAUCGAGUGGCCGGCGUUCGCUAAGUGGUGGGAACAACCGGCGUGGUGCUCGGCGUCAUCGCCGGAUCGAGCGUGGUGCUGUUGA